Messenger RNA from Aureococcus anophagefferens, 1458 nucleotides. RefSeq lists its product as hypothetical. The coding region runs from base 1 to 1458 and encodes 485 amino acids. The transcript has a single exon. The record is from RefSeq and is a predicted model, not a curated record. NCBI's taxonomy places the organism in Eukaryota, Pelagophyceae, Pelagomonadales, Pelagomonadaceae.
AUGGAGCGCAGCGUCUUCGACGGCGAGGCGCUCGCGGGCGAGGAGCGGCGCUGCAAGUCCACGGUGGACGUGCUCGAGCUGGCCAUCCAGGCCGAGGAGACCAUGGCGUCGGCGUCGCGCCUCGUGGAGCAGGCCGCGGUCGAGUUCGCGGCGCGGGAGGCCGGCGAGCUCGACAGCGACAGCGACGACGACGAGGAGCGCGCGGUAAGACAACUCAAGAAGGUCGUCGUCGACCUCGCGGAGAGCCGGAAGCGGCUCGCGGGCGACGCGGGCGACUACUGCGCGAGGAGCCGCGCCGAGCUCGCGCCCUACGUGGCGUCCGUCGCCGCGCGCCUCGCCGAGGCCGAGGAGCGCGUCAACGAGGUGCCGGGCAUCGACGACGGCGGCGACGCGUCUGAGAGCGACGCGGCGGAGGAGACGGACGACGAGCCCGACGACCAGGAGGAGCGCGACGACGGCACGCCCUUCGUCGCGCCGCCCAAGGGCGGCAUCUACGCCGACGCGCCCCCCGAGGCCGCCGCGACGCGCGCGUCGGCCGUCGUCGGCGCGCCGCCGCCGAAGCCGCCGCCGCCGCCCGCGGCCUGGCCCGACAACCUCGCGCUCCUCCUGGGGCCCGUCGUCAAGCCGCGGGCCACCGUGCUCAAGCGGAAAGUGUUAUCCUUCUGCCUCUACGGCGCCAAGCCCAUCUACUGCGCGGGCGCGGUGCAGAACGCGCAUUUGGCGAAGGCGUUGCUCCCGGACUGGAAGUGCGUCGUCUACUGCACCCCCGGCGACGUGCCCGAGGAGACCUGCGCGGCGCUGACGGCGGCGGGCGCCGAGCUCCGGCUCGUCUCCAGCAAGUGCCGCGAGGCGCAGCUCAUGCUGCUGCGCUUCCUGCCCUGCGGCGACGCCGGCGUCGAGGCCGUCGCGGUUAGGGACGCGGACAGCCGGCUGAACCCGCGCGACGCCGCGGCCGUCCGCGCCUGGCUCGACUCCGGCCGCCAGUUCCACGUGCUCCACGAAAAGCCCCACGACGCGACGCGCAUGCUCGGCGGCAUGUGGGGCGCGCGCGCGUCGGGCCGCGCGCCGCCGGUGCCGCGGAUCUACGAGAAGAUGGUCGCGUUCGUCAACGGCCUCGGCCGGCCCUUCGGCUACGGCGACGACAUGGACUUUUUGGAGCGCGUCGUGCGGCCCCUGUGCAACGCGAAGAACGUCUGCCACCACUCGGCCGCGGAGCGCGGGUCCUUCCUCGCGGACGCGGCGCCGUCGCCGUUCCCGGCGACGGGCUACGCGGGCUUCGUCGGCCAGCCCAUCAACUGCCCGCUCCAGUGCGACUGGACGUUGUUCCGGGACGCGGGCUGCGCCCACGUCGCCGCCAACGCCCGGGUCAACCCGGAGCUCGCGGCCAAGGUCCGCCACCAGCCCGACGUCCUCGCGGGCAUCGGCGCGUUCCUGGGCUGCCCGCCCGCGGCACCCUAA